UCAACCUCAAGCCCAACAAAUUAAAAAACCAAAUAUUUUACUAAUUGUAGUUUUAAACAUUAGAGCUUUAUUCUUUUAAUACGUAUUUACCUCUCUUUUUUCACCUUUAAGGCUUUUUAUCAAACGAGUGGCACGCAUAGCAUUGCCAAUUGGCAAAUCAAGAAACUUUUUUUUUUUGUGGCUCCUUGGCUUCUUUAAUCUUCAACUUUUUCUGGGUAUUGACGAGGAAUUGAAAAGAAGAAGAAGAAGAAUAAGAAGAAGAAGAGGAAAAUGGAUGGAGCAGAGUUGGAGUUAGAGAGGAGAAGCAAGUUCUUAAACAGUUUGAUUCAAAAGAAGAAAGCUAUAGAACAACAAGAGCAAAAUGAACAUCUCAAUGUUAAAGUCAGAGCUUCUGAUAUGCCUUUAGCUCUUCAAAACAAGGCUUUUAAAUGUGCCCGAGACCAGCUUGACUAUAUGCCUGGAAAGCUUGAUAGUAAACGCCUAGCUCUUGCCCUUAAGAAGGAAUUCGACUCAACAUAUGGUCCUGCUUGGCACUGCAUCGUGGGAACUAGCUUCGGCUCAUACGUGACACAUUCGCUAGGAGGUUUCUUGUAUUUUUCAAUUGACAAGGUUUACAUCCUUCUCUUCAAGACUGCUGUUGAGCCUUUAGACCAUUGAUGAUAUCAAACAGAUUUGUGUUGUACACAUUUCUUGUGUUGGUAACAAAUUUACAAGUUUCCAUUUUAAAGUUACAUGUAAAACUACAUAGUGCAGAAACUGAUGAACAUGUGUAUUGUUGAUUCUUCAAUAUUCAUGUUGUAUUUGCAGAGUACCAAAAGUAUAAAUUAAUGAUAGGUUGUCAAUUUGAUGCU
Molecule: messenger RNA, 851 nt
Organism: Gossypium raimondii (Peruvian cotton)
Lineage: Eukaryota; Viridiplantae; Streptophyta; Magnoliopsida; Malvales; Malvaceae
Exons: 2
Coding region: 271-657 (128 amino acids)
Biological process (GO): microtubule-based process
Cellular component (GO): dynein complex
Molecular function (GO): dynein intermediate chain binding; dynein light intermediate chain binding
Source: RefSeq, a predicted model, not a curated record